Molecule: messenger RNA, 243 nt
Organism: Rangifer tarandus platyrhynchus (Svalbard reindeer)
Lineage: Eukaryota; Metazoa; Chordata; Mammalia; Artiodactyla; Cervidae
Source: the annotation of a GenBank genome assembly
AUGAAUGGAGUGUGGAAGAACAAUUGCCCACAGUUUGUUCACGAUUUUCGUGGAUUUGAGAAGGUGGAUGAGGAGUUCAGAGAUCUUCAGCAACUUCAUGACCAUCAGGAGAAGAUGGAACUAGGUCUGCACGAGGACAACUUCAUUGAGCUUCUUGCUGGGCAACACAGGAAGCUUAUGAGUGAAGACCUGGUAGAACUGGAGGCCCAGAGAAAGGACAGAGAGAGACAACAGGGAGAAUAA